This is a messenger RNA of Rhododendron vialii, 2226 nucleotides long. Its product is annotated as protein HOTHEAD-like. The transcript has 6 exons. Gene Ontology annotation, molecular function: flavin adenine dinucleotide binding; oxidoreductase activity, acting on CH-OH group of donors. The record is from RefSeq and is a predicted model, not a curated record. NCBI's taxonomy places the organism in Eukaryota, Viridiplantae, Streptophyta, Magnoliopsida, Ericales, Ericaceae. Bases 250 to 1986 code for a protein of 578 amino acids.
AGUGCCCGUACAUUCCAUCACAUCUUGUGCAUUUUCUUGAAUCUUGGCCGUAGCUCCAGGGUAGUUCCCCAUAAAGCGAGGACGAAAUCUUUCUGUUGACAAAAGUUAUUGCCGUCGUGAUCGGCGGUCUAGCUCCCCGCUUAUAUAAAACCAGGGCUUGCUCACUUUCUUUUUUGUGGAAAACACAUCAACAUCCAAAUAUAUAAGCAGAGAUAGAGCAAUUAGCUAGGCACGUAAAUUUUGAAAAGCAUGAUGGGUUUUGGGUGGUGGGCAAAAUCAGUUCUUGGUGCUGCCAUUUCUGGACUUCUCUUGCUGCAAUGUAGCCUCUGUUCUGCUCAACAAGAUCCAAACUACACCUUCAUGCGCAACGCAACCUCAGCUCCAGCCACCUCAUACUACGACUACAUCAUCGUCGGGGGCGGAACCUCCGGCUGCCCACUAGCCGCCACGCUCUCUCAAAACGCCAACGUCCUCCUCCUCGAACGCGGCGGCUCCCCCUACGGCAACGACAACAUAACCUACUUAUCUGCGUUCGGCCAAGCGCUCUCCGACCUCUCCCCCACCUCUCCUUCGCAGCGCUUCAUAUCCGAGGACGGCGUCAUAAGCGCCCGCGGCCGCGUGCUCGGUGGCGGGAGCUGCUUGAACGCCGGGUUCUACUCCCGCGCCGCCACGAGCUACGUGGCGGGGGCGGGGUGGGACGGCCGGCUGGCAAACCAGUCGUACGAGUGGGUGGAGAGGGUCGUGGCGUUUCAGCCGCCGAUGCUGGGGUGGCAGUCGGCGGUGAGGGAGGGGCUGGUGGAAGCAGGGGUGGUGCCAGACAAUGGGUUCACCUAUGAUCAUUUGCCGGGGACCAAGGUUGGUGGGACCAUAUUUGACCGUGAGGGGAGGAGGCACACCGCGGCUGAUUUGUUACGGUAUGCGAGGCCCAGUGGACUUACUGUCCUCCUGCACGCGACUGUUCAUAAAGUCUUGUUUAGAAUUAAAGAAAGAUCAAGGCCACUGGCGCACGGAGUGAUCUUUCGAGAUGCUUCAGGGAUUAUGCACAGAGCCUACUUAAGUAAUGGACACAAAAACGAAGUCAUCAUAUCCGCUGGAGCCCUGGGCAGCCCACAGCUUCUUAUGUUGAGUGGGUUAGGCCCUGCUAGCCACCUGAAGGCCCAUAACAUUACCCUGGUGUUGGACCUGCCCUUGGUUGGUCAGGGCAUGUCCGACAACCCGAUGAACGCCAUCUACAUACCGUCUCCGGUCCCGGUGGAGGUCUCUCUCAUCCAAGUCGUCGGCAUCACGAGCUUUGGAGGCUACAUCGAGGCCUCUAGCGGUGCAGACUUCUCCGGUACUAGAGACUUCGGGAUGUUCUCUCCUAAGAUUGGCCAACUAGCCACGGUACCACCCAAGCAGAGAACACAGGAGGCCAUCAACAAAGCGAUUGAAACCAUGAGCACUCUUGAUCAAGUAGCCUUUAGAGGCGGAUUCAUACUUGAAAAAGUCAUGGGACCCGUAUCCACCGGCCACUUAGAACUCCUCACCCGAAAUCCCAAAGACAACCCCUCGGUUACAUUCAACUACUUCCAAGAGCCUGAAGACUUGCAGAGAUGCAUCGAGGGGAUCAGAACCAUCGAAAGCAUAAUAGAGUCCGAUGCCUUUUCGAAAUUCAGAUACGAUGAUGUGUCGCUCCAAACGCUCCUCAACCUCACCUACAAUCAUCCGGUGAACCUGUUGCCGAAACAUGUCAAUGCUUCCCUCUCGUUGGAGCAAUUUUGCAAGGACACCGUUAUGACGAUAUGGCAUUACCAUGGAGGGUGCCAGGUGGGGAGAGUGGUGGAUCGCGAUUACAAGGUUCUUGGUGUUGAUGGUUUGAGGGUGAUCGAUGGCUCGACUUUUAAUUAUUCUCCUGGAACUAAUCCUCAGGCUACUGUCAUGAUGCUUGGAAGGUACAUGGGAGUCCAGAUACUAAGCGAGAGACUUGCAAGUGAAGAAACAAAGUGAUAGUUCCAAUGAACGAGUCGCGAAGGCAUAGCAUUCAGUUAUUUGUCCGUCGCAAUGUUUUCGAUAGAUAUUUAUCAAAAGUUGGCUCUGUAUUGUGUUGAUGACAUGAUUUUAUCGGUAGAUUUGCUAAAUUGAAUCGGGAAUGUUUGUUGGGUUAAUUGUGUUGUUCAAAGUAUGUACUAAGUACUAGUGGUGUAGUAUGAAUAAUUGAAUUUUAUAAAGGUAAUUGUGUUGUUCAAA